AUGUGGAAGCACGAGGAGAUAGUCCGCGCUCUAUUUUCGGACCUGCAGUUCAACUCACCAUGCUGUCCGUACGCGGUGAACGGCCGUUUUGGUGGUGUCCGUAAGCGGUCCGUCCGACGGGUAGACAGGUUAUGUCGGAUUCCUAACGACUUAACUUCCCACGUUAGUCACCUUCAGUCCCUAGAUCUCACCCACGGGAUCUCCUACAGGAACGCAGCCGCGGCCCCUCUCACUCAC
Messenger RNA from Iphiclides podalirius (scarce swallowtail), 237 nucleotides. Lineage: Eukaryota; Metazoa; Arthropoda; Insecta; Lepidoptera; Papilionidae. The record is from the annotation of a GenBank genome assembly.